This is a messenger RNA of Arabidopsis arenosa, 1405 nucleotides long. The record is from the annotation of a GenBank genome assembly. Lineage: Eukaryota; Viridiplantae; Streptophyta; Magnoliopsida; Brassicales; Brassicaceae.
ACCCUAGUUUCAACUUUCCGGUUUCCCGGCGAAAACCCAGAUGGCAAACAACGGUAACGGCGAUAACAACAAUGAACCAUUACGCCAAUACUUGAUUAACAGACCACCGUCUCUGUUACCAUUACCGGAGAACAACGACGUCACGAUUCCGAUGCCAAUAACACCAUCGGAAUUCAAAAACCGGUUAAUCUUCGGACCACUCCCUCGUUCUCAAAAAGAUUCAUCUCUUCUCAUCGAUGCUCUCUCUCAAAACCCUUCUCCGUCAUCCUCCGCCACAACCUCAUUCUCUGACUCCACAGACCUCCUUAUCCCGCUUACGGAGCCUAAUAAACCGACCCGGAAACCUAAACCGACCGUCAAUUUCCACCGGUCUAAAACAGCUCCUGCUAUGGCUGGAAUCAACGAUAAAUCUCACCCAAAUGAUCCGAAAACAGAGCAAUCUGAUUCGAAAACUAUUGUGAUUAAAGCUGUUGCUUUGCUUAUUGUGUAUCUGUCCUUAGGUGUUCUUAUCUAUUGGUUGAAUCGAGAUAGCUACAAUGUGAAGAAGACUCAUCCUGUUGUUGAUGGUUUGUACUUUUGUAUUGUUACAAUGUGUACAAUUGGGUAUGGAGAUAUAACGCCGGAUAGCGUGGUGACGAAGCUGUUUUCGAUAUUGUUUGUGCUUGUUGGGUUUGGUUUUAUGGAUAUAUUGCUUAGUGGAAUGGUUACUUAUGUUCUUGAUCUUCAAGAAAACUAUAUGUUAGAAACUGCGAGGAAUGAAAGCUUGAACUUGAAUGACCGGGAGAAAGCGAGAUCGUAUAUAAUUGAUGUGAAGAAAGGGAGGAUGAGGAUUAGGUUGAAAGUUGGAUUGGCAUUGGGUGUUGUGGUGUUAUGCCUUGGAUUUGGUGUUUUGAUUAUGCAUUUUGUCGAGAAAAUCGGGUGGUUGGAUUCGUUUUAUUUCUCGGUUAUGUCGGUUACUACAGUUGGGUAUGGUGAUCGGGCUUUUAAUACAUUGCCCGGUAGGCUUCUUGCUGCGAUAUGGUUGCUUGUUUCUACUUUAGCGGUUGCUAGAGCGUUUUUGUAUUUGGCUGAAGCAAGAGUUGAUAAGAGGAAUAGGGAGCGGGCGAAGAAAGUGCUUGGCGAAAACAUGUCUAUCUCUCAGUUCUUUGAUGCGGAUAUCGACUACAAUGGCUGCGUGAGGUACUCAUUUCCUCUCUUUUCUUUCUUAUCAAUUCCCGUGGUUUUCGCCAUUUACUGUUGAUUCGAAAGGUUUGAUUCAUGCACCAAAAGUUUAUUCUUUGAUAAUAGUUUUUAAGUAUCAUUAUUGUUUCCAGGUUCUUGGAAUCAUUUGUUUCUGACAUUCUUGAUUCUGUUGGAAGCUCGGGUUUAUGCGUGUUUUCUUGAACUCGAGGACUCAUAUUCAAAG